Molecule: messenger RNA, 2148 nt
Organism: Scatophagus argus
Lineage: Eukaryota; Metazoa; Chordata; Actinopteri; Scatophagidae
Product: homeodomain-interacting protein kinase 1-like
Exons: 10
Coding region: 592-2148 (518 amino acids)
Biological process (GO): peptidyl-threonine phosphorylation; peptidyl-serine phosphorylation
Cellular component (GO): nucleus; cytoplasm
Molecular function (GO): ATP binding; protein tyrosine kinase activity; protein serine/threonine kinase activity
Source: RefSeq, a predicted model, not a curated record
UCGGUCCCACCAGAGGGUCAUCAGAUACCUCUGAGAGCUGAGGCAACUGAGGGGGGGCAUUUUGAUACAAGUUCAUAUUUAAUCUUCCUAAUCUUUGAUUGUUUUGUGAAGGAUUGGAUGAUUUUACCUCUUGCUGCUGUGAUGUGAGCAGUUUAAAGGGAAAAAAAAAAAUCAUUAGAAACUAAAGUACAAUGUUUGACUCUACAGUGCAGUGGAGUAGGUUUUUUUUUGGUGUAAUCUGGUAUUUCUGACUUCUCAGUGACAUGUGGGCAGUUGGUGGACAUUUUGCACUGAACAGAAACUCAUGAAAUGUCAUAAAAAAUAAAAAACAUGUCUUUCAAGCAUACAGUACACACUGUACAUACUGUUUCAUGGAGACAUAAAGCUGAUUCUACCUGCGGAAUGUUAGAACGUGUGACUGUCAAAGACUUUAGAACUCUGUGAUGUCACAAAGGCCUGCAGGGUUCAGAUCAGUCCGUUCUGCGGUUCUGCUCUCACUUUGUUCGAGUGAGUUUCAGCACGAGGACAAACCUUUCAGACAUUUCAGUUUCGACACGGUGAACGAGACACGGAGAAACACCAAGCAACAAGAUGUCUAUGAAUUACAGGGAGAAAGUUCAAUCUUUGACAUCCUCCUCAGAUGACGACUCUCUUGUUAUUUUGGACACCCUGGCCUCCCCCUCCUCCAAAUACUUCGUGAAGUCUAUUUUGGGGGAGGGCAGCUUUGGAACCGUCACCAAGUGCAUAAAGGCAGCCACAAAAGGAACGGUGGCUGUGAAGAUAAUGAAGAAAAGAAGUUUAACGUCCGAGGCGCAGAAUGAGAUGGCCAUCCUUGAAUACCUGAGAGCUUUCGACUCAGACAGAUUCAACUUUGUCAAGUGGACUGAUAGCUUCAUUGACCGAGAGCACGUUUGCAUAGAGUUUGAACUGCUCGACAUAAGUCUGUUCGAUUUCAUGCGGAAGAAACAUACCUGCUGUCUCUCUGUGAACGAAAUACGUCCUAUCUUAUACCAGGUGGCUACAACUCUAGAAUUCCUGAGGAACCUCGGACUUGUUCACACCGACCUCAAACCAAACAACAUCAUGAUGGUGGACCAUGUAAACCAGCCACUGAAGGUUAAAAUGAUCGACUUUGGCUUAGCUCGUCACGUCUCACAGUCACAGAGGGGCUCGUAUCUCCAGCCACGCUAUUACAGGUCUCCAGAGGUCAUCCUUGGACUUCCCUACACAACAGCCAUUGACAUCUGGUCUUUGGGCUGCAUCGCUGCAGAGCUUUUCUUGGGCAAUGUCUUGUACCCCGGGGACAGUGAAUAUGACAUGUUACGACAUAUUACGCAGACUCAGGGUCAGCUGCCACAGGAACUUCUCAACAAUGGACUAAAAACCGAGUGGUUUUUUCGGAGGAAGAUGUAUCGUCAACGUCAGUGGACAUUAAAGACACCAUUCGAGUAUGGACGCGCAGUUUUUACUGAGACUCAUUUCAACUCCCUGGAUGAUCUAAAUAAGGUAAAGCCAGUCUGCCAUCUGUCAGAUGAGGACAACAGGGCAGAAAUCACAGACAGGGAGACCUUUGUAGAUCUGCUGAAGAAGAUGCUGCAGCUGGAUGUCAGCAAAAGGAUAACACCCAGUCAGAUUCUUGAGGAUCUAUUCAUCACCAUGACUGACCUUGCAGCCAGCUACCCCAACAGCCUCUAUUCAAGAGAUUCAAACACAUAUGAUCUAUGCAGAACACCAGGCACUGGCUCACCAAAGAGGAAGAGGAUGAGGAUGGACCCUCUUCACGACUCGAAAGAGACUCCAUUUGAGGUUCAAGCCUGUGUGGACGACGUUAAACCUCAAAAGAAAAGGAAGCGGGACACUUUCACAGACUCACAUCUUGGCUCACCCAGAAGUCCAGACAACUCCUCACCAAAGAGGAAGAGGAUGAGGAUGGACCCUCUUCACGACUCGAAAGAGACUCCAUUUGAGGUUCAAGCCUGUGUGGACGACGUUAAACCUCAAAAGAAAAGGAAGCGGGACACUUUCACAGACUCACAUCUUGGCUCACCCAGAAGUCCAGACAACUCCUCACCAAAGAGGAAGAGGAUGAGGAUGGACCCUCUUCACGACUCGAAAGAGACUCCAUUUGAGGUUCAAGUAGUUUGGUGA